Messenger RNA from Siniperca chuatsi (mandarin fish), 2524 nucleotides. RefSeq names its product Rh family, C glycoprotein a (gene rhcga). Lineage: Eukaryota; Metazoa; Chordata; Actinopteri; Centrarchiformes; Sinipercidae. The record is from RefSeq and is a predicted model, not a curated record. Gene Ontology annotation, biological process: ammonium transmembrane transport; ammonium homeostasis. The coding region runs from base 73 to 1539 and encodes 488 amino acids. The transcript is spliced from 11 exons. Gene Ontology annotation, cellular component: plasma membrane. Gene Ontology annotation, molecular function: ammonium channel activity.
UGCUGGAAGUCACAGCAGAGCAAGGGCCUGGCUUAGGAGUGAUCAGAGCAUCAUCAGCAGAGAGUCAUCACCAUGGGGAACUGUUGCGAGGGCUUGGGCAAUUUCUUCGGCCGGCAAAAGAACACCAAUGUUCGUGUUAGUCUGCCGGCUGUCUGCUUCGUCUGGCAGUUUGCUAUGAUUGUGCUGUUUGGUGUUUUCAUCCGAUAUGAUGAAGAGUCAGACGCACAUUGGGUAGAGACCAAAAAGGAGCACAACAUCACCAGCGAUAUCGAAAAUGACUUCUACUUCAGAUAUCCCAGCUUCCAGGAUGUCCAUGUCAUGAUCUUUGUUGGAUUUGGUUUCCUCAUGACCUUCCUGAAACGUUACAGCUUCAGUGGUGUCGGCUUCAACUUCCUGAUUGCCUCCUUUGGUUUGCAGUGGGCUCUUCUCAUGCAAGGCUGGUUCCACUCCCUCGACCCCGAAACAGGAAAAAUCUAUAUUGGAAUAGAGAGUCUGAUCAAUGCAGACUUCUGCUGUGCCGGCUCUCUGAUUGCCUACGGUGCCCUCCUGGGAAAAGUAAGCCCUGUCCAGCUGCUGGUUGUCACCUUAUUUGGCGUCACACUGUUUGCUGUGGAGGAAUACAUCAUCCUUAACCUCCUUCAUUGCAGAGAUGCUGGUGGUUCCAUGGUCAUUCACGCCUUCGGAGGGUACUAUGGUUUGGCCAUCUCCUGGGUCCUCUACCGACCAAACCUACACCAAAGCAAACGCCUCAACGGAUCUGUCUACCACUCUGAUGUGUUUGCCAUGAUUGGUACACUGUUCCUGUGGAUGUUCUGGCCAAGUUUCAACUCGGCCAUUGCAGACCACGGUGACGGGCAGCACAGAGCAGCCAUCAACACUUACCUUGCCCUCGCUUCCUCUGUUCUCACCACCGUGGCCAUCUCCAGCAUGUCUCAGAAGAGAGGAAAACUGGACAUGGUGCAUAUCCAGAAUGCCACUCUGGCAGGUGGUGUUGCCAUGGGAACAGCAGCAGAGUUUAUGAUCACUCCUUAUGGUUCACUAAUCGUGGGUUUCUGCUGUGGCAUCAUCUCCACCUUUGGCUACCUGUUUGUCACGCCCUUCUUGGAGAAAUAUUUCAAGCUCCAGGACACAUGUGGUAUCCACAACCUGCACGCUGUGCCAGGGAUGCUUGGCGGCUUUGUAGGCGCCAUUGUUGCCGCAGCUGCCACUGACUCUGUCUAUAGCAAGGAGGGGUUGAUCCACACAUUUGACUUUGAAGGCAAUUUUGCAAAGAGAUCUGCAGGAACCCAGGGAGGCUUCCAGGCUGCUGGCACAUGUGUGGCAAUUGCAUUUGGACUUGUUGGAGGAGCGAUUGUUGGUUUAAUUCUUAAGUUCCCUAUCUGGGGGGACCCUGCUGAUGACAACUGCUAUGAUGAUGAAGUUUACUGGGAGGUUCCUGAGGAUGAGGAGACCAUCCCUCCUGUUUUGGAGUACAAUAACCACAUGAUACACAAGCACCAAGAAAUAUCUGAGUCAAACUUCUCUGUGGAGCAAAGUUAGAGCAUCACAGUGGAAGAUCAUCCCCCUCAUAUCACUAUGAACUUGAUACAGCUGUGAAACAACACUAAUUUAUAAAAGGAGACACCCUCAAAAAUGGACAGUUUUACAAGAAAGGAACUUGUGUCACACCAUUUACACCUGAUACAUUUGUCUGGCACCUUGGUCAAUGAUUAGAAGCGUAAAGUUAUGACGACGCUGCACAAAAUGGUAACCAAAUAUCUCAUUGAUGGAAAAAUUAUCCUUAAUCAAAACUGGUAUUACUCUUGAAGGAAAUUUUAAACUGCAUUUACUUUCUCUUUAAUUUUGGAAGAAACUUUAUGUAAUUUGCUUAAUGGCUGAAAAAUGUCAGGUAGAAGAAUCUGAGCAGUAUGAGAAGUACAAGACACUUUGUUUAUGUUGUGUAAGCUGAAAAUAAUGCACAGAAGAACUGAGACACAUUUUCAUGGGUUUGGAAAUGCAUUAUUGUACAUCAGUUGUUGUAUAACUUUUAUCUUAAGAAGGAAAGCUCUGAUGUUUUCAUGUCAUGCAUUUUAAUUAUUGAAUAUUGUCACUGAUAAUGUUUCCCAUUUUAUUUCUUAUAAAUGAAGAGUCUGUUGAAAUACAGUUUAUUUAGUUGUUCGUCCAAAUUUUUUUAAAGUCAUUUAGUGAAUAAUCAAAGGUAUUUGUGCUGCCAAAUUAGGCAAUUUUUGAGUAUUAUAUCUUACUUAUUUCUUUCAAAUUAUGUAUAGAUCUUUGUAAGAUGCAUGUACAUAUGCUUCCUUUUAUCAAUCUUGUUUGUCGCCUAACUUACUUGUUCUUAAGGUGGAAGUUUUGAGCAACUACAGUAACUAUGAUACAAUUCCCAGUGUUUUGGUUGCUGUGGUGUUGAAUGUUACCUCCAAUACACUAUAUGUGAUUGUAUGUGACAAUCUGCUUGUUGUAUUAUUGACUUAUUAUAGUUUCAGAUGUACACAUUAAAUUAAAAAAAAUAAACAAUAAAGCUAUA